CGAAAUGCUCACGUUCAGAAAAUAAACACUUUUCGAGCUAGGUACACCUGGCAGUGUAAAAAAAGUCAACAGAUUUACCUCAAAAUUAUUUACAUUAGCACAUAUCUAAUCUUGGCAAUAGGGUUUUAUUGAGCUGACUGAGAUUUGUCUCUAUAAAAGCACAUGAGAAGCACAUUCAGAACGUUUAGUAGACAUCGGUACGCAGAACCUUCCACAUUUUUCAGUGUUAAGAAAAGUUAAAAUGGUUUACAGUGUUGUUGAACAGAAGGCGAAAAUGUUUAGUGCGCGUUAUCGCUGGCAGGCUAUAGCCACCAUGACUGUGCACAUCAUGACCUUGGUACACGGCGUUGGCGUGGGCUGGUUGGCACCAUCGCUGUUUUUUCUGGCCUCAGAUCAAUCGCCGCUGAGCAAACCCAUCAAUAUCGAAGAAAUUUCCUGGGUGGGUUCACUGAUCGGCCUUGGUGCUCUGGCGGGCAAUUUAACAUUUGGUCUGCUGCUGGACCUUAUAGGUCGAAAAUUGUGCAUGUACUUCCUAGCUAUCCCCAAUAUGAUGUAUUGGAUUCUUAUCUAUGUGGCGACGGAUGUAAGUUAUCUAUAUGCAGGUCGAUUUCUAGCCGGCAUUUCAGGCGGCGGCUGCUAUGUAGUAUUACCAAUAUUUGUCGCUGAAAUCUCCGAUACCAACAUACGUGGCUCACUUUCAUCCAUGGUCAUGAUGUAUGUUAGCGUUGGCAUAAUUAUCGGCUAUAUACUCAGCUCCUAUCUCAACUACUAUAUAAUGCCCUGCGUAGCUAUAUUGCUGCCAAUCGCUUAUAUGUUUGCCAUAAUUCGCUUUCCUGAGACGCCGCAGUACUUGCUGCGCAAGGGUCGAAAUGAGCAGGCAAAGAAAUCCUACUGUUUUUAUAAGAAUCUCAAAUUCACUCAACCAAAUAGUGAGUCAGCCAAUGUUGAUACUGAAAAUGAGUUUGCGACUUUCAAAGAACAAGUGCUUAGCGGUGGAGUGCAACAUAAUGUGGGCUGGAAAGAUUUCUCUAAUCGGAUGACCAUGAAGAUUUUCGGCUUGAGCUUUACGCUGGUCAUCUGCAAUCAGCUGUCGGGCAGCUUCGCACUCUUCAACUACACCUCCCACAUAUUUGCAGAACUACAUUGCCAGAUACCCACGAAUAUCUGCAUCAUUACAGUGGGUGCCUCCCAGGUGGUGGGCAUAAUAUGUACCGUCGUUUUGGUGGACCGUGUGGGGCGACGCCGCCUGCUACUGAUAUCCAUGACAGGCAUGGGCCUGGGUGAGCUGAGCAUUGGAUUGCUUGACCAGUUUGCCUCUAAAGAGUUUCUAACCGAAACCAAUUGGCUUGCUCUACUGCUCAUGAGUUUCGUGGCCUUUAUAGCUUCAUUGGGCAUUAUACCAUUGGUAUUUCUCGUUAUUAUUGAACUAUUGCCCGCCAAGAUACGGUCCAUUGGCACCUCCAUUUGCAUGGCCACGUUAAGCAUCUUUAUCUUCGUCUCGCUGAAGAUCUAUCCGCUGAUGAUCUUUGACCAUGGCUUGGCAAUAACCAUGUUUGUAUCUACCAGUGUCUGCUGUAUUGGAUUGAUAAUAUUCGGUCUCUUUCUGCCGGAGACCAAAGGCAAACUGCUGACGAACUAAUUGCCGACGCGUGUAAAAUAUCUGUGUUGCUCUCGAUUAUGAAUUCGCCGACCGGCAUCAAUCCCAGCGACCACGGCAAAUUGUCGCUUUUGUAUGGGCGAAUCGUUGCAUAAGCCGGGAUUACCAUUAUGAGUGUGAGUGAGCGAGUGUUACGAGUACUCGCUUGUCAAGACAGUGAAGUCGAGGCAAAUCAGACAACUGCUAGCCGCAAAUGGGGCUUGAGGAGCAUGGGGCUCAUCCUGAACUCUUGAACUUAAUUCAAUUUCAGCCUUUAGCUAUUGUUGCUCAGCUCACAUUCGCAGUUAUUGUGUGUAGUCUUUAAAUAUUAUUUAAUUUUGCCUGGAGAAAGUCUGAGCGCUGUGCUACGAGCUCGUAGCGUUUGCCAAUCAGUUAGCUAUAGGUACAAAAAUAAUGAAAUUACGAAGGCUUAAAGCCUAAUAUUAUUCAUAGAAAAUAUUUAUUUUCCGAAAUAAAAUCAUGGGACACCCAAACUUUACAU
This is a messenger RNA of Drosophila hydei, 2138 nucleotides long. RefSeq names its product facilitated trehalose transporter Tret1-like. Gene Ontology annotation, molecular function: sugar transmembrane transporter activity. The transcript has 6 exons. Gene Ontology annotation, cellular component: membrane. The record is from RefSeq and is a predicted model, not a curated record. NCBI's taxonomy places the organism in Eukaryota, Metazoa, Arthropoda, Insecta, Diptera, Drosophilidae. Bases 242 to 1639 code for a protein of 465 amino acids. Gene Ontology annotation, biological process: carbohydrate transport; transmembrane transport.